UAGCAGGAAGGAGGCGGGCGAGAGGGUAGCGAGUGAACCUGGAAGACACAAGACUGGGAGUGAUCCACCACCACCUUCAGGACGGCUCCUGACUCGCGCUCGCCAAGCUCUCGCAACAGCAGGGGAAAAAGGUGGGUGGAUGCGGCAGAUGAAGGGUGCGGCGACAAAGACACCGCGAGUUUCUCAGGAGCUGGAGGACGUCAUGCAAGCCAUCCGAGAACUCAACAUCGACAGAGGGUCCGACCUAUGGGAAACAUUCAGGGACAUCUCCAAACAAGAAACGAGAUCCUUGGGCCCGAAGGGCUACAAGAUUUCUGCCAUUUCCGGGGCAGAGCUUGGAGUUCUUCCGGCCAGCGCCAAGAAGGCGCACGAUGUUCAAGCCGACGUGUGGCUAGUCGGCAGCCGCCAAGAGGCGGCCAACGGAUUCGAAGGCGUCGACGACGCCACAAAGAAGCUGACGACAGCGACCCAAGGCAACGACAACUCAUCUGCGAAAAUCGCUGAGGAGGCAGAUUUGGCGGGAGUGGUGAAGAGGUUGACCAACCUCUCCUUCGAGGAGACAGAAAAGGGAAGCCAGCGUGAAGACGCCAGCGAUGACGAGGAUGCCGCCCUCACGGUAGCGGAAGUUGCCCAAGCAGCCGCCGCCCUGGCAGACGCGGUAGCUGCCGCCGUCGCCGAGGCCGGUACCGGCAGCGGUUCCCCUGCGGUCUGCCAGCUCGACACCCCGUGCUGGCGGGCGUCCACGUUAGCGGAUUUCACGACCGAUGGCCGCUUGCCGGAAUGGGGAGUCUCCGAGGCGACGUGA
Molecule: messenger RNA, 805 nt
Organism: Ectocarpus siliculosus
Lineage: Eukaryota; Phaeophyceae; Ectocarpales; Ectocarpaceae
Source: the annotation of a GenBank genome assembly